AUGGCUGCUCUGUGGACUCCCUCUCUGUUGAUCUCUGCCUGCAUGUUGGGAUGUUUGGGCCUGACCCCCCUUGCUGAGCGCCCUCAGCCCCACAACCUGCCCCCCUCGCUGGGCUUCAACAGCAGCGAUGGCAGCCUGUCUGUGGAUCUGCCCAUGGCGCUGAGGGUUUUCAGUGUGGACUACCACCAUGUGCAGGCCCCCUUUGAGAUCGUGCUGUGGAUCAUGCUGGCCUCGCUGGCCAAGCUGGGUUUCCACUGGUCUGGUCGAGUCCCAGCGGUCGUCCCAGAGAGCUGUCUUCUCAUCAUGGUGGGCCUCCUGGUGGGAGGGGUGAUCUAUGGCGUCCGUCACUCUGCUCCCCCGACUCUCAGUGCUGAUGCUUUCUUCCUUUUUCUCCUCCCACCUAUCGUCCUGGAUGCAGGAUACUUCCUGCCAGGGAAGUUGUUCUUUGAAAACCUGGGUACCAUCCUCUGGUAUGCAGUGCUGGGAACCUUGUGGAACGUGCUGGGCAUUGGCCUGUCUCUGUAUGGUGUGUGUCUGCUGGCCCAGAGCUCUCUGGGAGACGUCUCUCUGCUGCACUGCCUGCUGUUCGGCUCUCUGAUCGCUGCUGUCGACCCUGUGGCCGUGCUCUCCGUCUUCCAGGAGAUGCAUGUGAAUGAGCAGCUGCAUAUCUUGGUGUUUGGAGAGUCGCUGCUCAACGAUGCUGUCACUGUGGUGCUCUACAAGCUGUUUGAAUCCUUCCUCCGCUUGCCUUCAGUGACAGGGGUAGAUGUGUUGCUGGGUGGGUGCAGGGUGCUGGUGGUGGGCCUCGGUGGCCUGUUCGUUGGCCUCUUCUUUGGCCUGUUGGCGGCCCUCACCUCACGGUUCACGUCGAGAGCACAGGUCAUCGCCCCACUCUUUGUCUUCCUCUAUUCCUACUUGUCCUACCUGACCUCAGAAAUGCUUCACCUCUCUGGUAUCAUGGCCAUCGUGACCUGUGCCGUGACCAUGAAGCAGUAUGUGGAGGCUAACGUGUCAGAGCGCAGCAACACCAGCAUCCAGUACUUCCUGAAGAUGUGGAGCAGCGUGAGUGAAACCUUAAUUUUCAUCUUCCUGGGUGUGUCCACCAUACAGGAUGUCCAUAUGUGGAGCUGGCCCUUUGUCUGCUCUACACUGCUGCUCUGCCUCAUCUGGAGGGCCACAGGUGUUUUAUUGCUGACUGCUGUGGUGAACAAGCUGCGGAGGAACGUUGUUACUUUUCGAGACCAGUUCAUCAUUGCCUACGGUGGCCUGAGAGGGGCAAUCUGUUUCUCCCUGGUCUUCCUGAUUGAUGACUUCCCUAAAAAAAGACUCUUCAUCACAACAACCAUUGUAGUCAUCCUCUUCACUGUGUUUGUGCAGGGGAUGACCAUAAAGCCUCUAGUAGAGCUGCUGGAUGUGAAGAGGAAGAAGAGAGCUCUGCCUACUGUCAGUGAGGAAAUCCACAGCAGGCUUAUAGAUCAUCUUCUGGCAGGGAUUGAGGAUGUUGUUGGCUACUGGGGACAGCACUACUGGAAAGACAAGUUUGAGCAGUUCAAUAAGAAGUACCUGCGGCGUUUCCUGAUCCGUGAAGAUCACCAGGCUCGCUCCAGCAUCCUCAGAGUUUACCAGGAGCUUGAGAGAAGGGAGCAGAGAGGAGAUGAGGAGGCACCACCACUAGUAGACCCCCGCUCCCACAGCCGUCCUCUCCUGCCAGAGGAGAUGGACAGUAUCAGACGUAUCCUCUCCAGAAACCUUCACAACUUCAACAAUAAGCAGACGCCGGCUUACAGUAGACACACUCUCCACCAGGACGCCACCAUGGAGAGACCCAGGAGGCCCCUUUACAGACACCAGAGUCUGGGAGAAAGACACACAUAUAAUACAAUCACACACUGGCCACAGGGGGAGGGUGGGGAGUUCCAUGGAUCACACAGAGUGAGGACAGGACUCAGCAGGUCUCACACAGUGUGCUCCAUAAGCCCGAGGCCCGUCCUCCAGGACUCCGCAGCUCAGAGUGGGUCAGUAGAUCCAAAAGCCCCAACUGCCAGAGGAGACCAGGUCUGCCCACAACACCAGGCACGUAUGGCAAGAGCCCAGAAGAAACAGCUCAGCUUUGUUUUGGAGAAUGAGAAGCAACAAUAA
This is a messenger RNA of Scomber scombrus (Atlantic mackerel), 2139 nucleotides long. RefSeq names its product sodium/hydrogen exchanger 2-like. Gene Ontology annotation, cellular component: membrane. Gene Ontology annotation, molecular function: sodium:proton antiporter activity. NCBI's taxonomy places the organism in Eukaryota, Metazoa, Chordata, Actinopteri, Scombriformes, Scombridae. The record is from RefSeq and is a predicted model, not a curated record. The coding region runs from base 1 to 2139 and encodes 712 amino acids. Gene Ontology annotation, biological process: sodium ion transport; proton transmembrane transport; regulation of pH. The transcript is spliced from 13 exons.